Daktulosphaira vitifoliae (grape phylloxera) is the source of this 3026-nucleotide messenger RNA. It is a transcript of the gene Nhe1, whose product is annotated as sodium/hydrogen exchanger 8. Gene Ontology annotation, molecular function: sodium:proton antiporter activity. Lineage: Eukaryota; Metazoa; Arthropoda; Insecta; Hemiptera; Phylloxeridae. The transcript has 6 exons. Bases 290 to 2188 code for a protein of 632 amino acids. Gene Ontology annotation, biological process: proton transmembrane transport; sodium ion transport; regulation of pH. Gene Ontology annotation, cellular component: Golgi apparatus; membrane. The record is from RefSeq and is a predicted model, not a curated record.
UAUAUUUUAAUUUUUUCGCCGUAUAUUCUGCGAUGUAACUAUUCUUUUUGUUAUUACUCCUUAGUCAUUCUACAUUGUGUGUUAUGUUCGCUAUUUGCUUAUAAUUAACUCUGUUGUUUUGUGCUACGACUCAUUAUUAUGUAGCUAGAACUAAUUAUUAAAAUGUGAAGCCGCGUAAUCUUAGCAUACUUGUAUUUAAAAUCGCAAGCAUAUUUCUUUGUUUGUGUAUUCUAAUCGAUCAGUGUGAUAAUUUAAAUGUCGUGCAAUAAGUGGAUAGUAAAUUCAUAAAAUGAAACUACUAAUUUAUUUUAUUGUCAUUCUAUUUAGUCAAAUAAAUUGUGGCGCUCAAAAUAAUUCAAUAGUUAUUCCAGAUGGAGAAAUUCAUCAAAUAUUUAAAUUAAAUCAGAAUUCAACAUCAGACACGCCAAAAGUUUUAAAUAAUAAUACGGUCAAUAAUAAUGUAACUACCAUUACAACACCACCAAUAUCUAAUGAAACUACUGCUAACUCUACGGAUAUGACUCCUUCUAGUACUCCUGGGGAGCCUGUUUUACCUAAAAAAGGCUCAGCUGAAGAAGAACGAAAUAGUUCAAUAGCUAUUUUUUUUGUGCUCACUGUACUUGCCUUAGGCAUUCUUCUUGUUCAUUUAAUGUUGUCAACACAUUUUCAAUAUUUACCAGAAAGUUUUGUAAUUGUUGUUCUUGGUGGUAUCAUUGGACUUAUUAUAAAUCUUUUAUCUGAACAAAACAUUGCUAAUUGGCGUAAUGAAGAAGCCUUUUCCCCAACAGCAUUUUUUCUUGUACUUUUACCACCAAUUAUUUUUGAAUCUGGGUAUAAUCUACAUAAAGGAAACUUUUUUCAAAAUAUUGGUUCAAUUUUAGUUUUUGCUAUCAUUGGUACUACUAUAUCAGCCCUAGUUAUUGGUAUUGGUAUUUAUAUACUUGGUAUAGCAGAUGUAGCUUAUAAAUUAAGUUUUGUUGAGAGUUUUGCUUUUGGUUCAUUAAUAUCUGCAGUUGAUCCUGUUGCUACAGUAGCUAUUUUCCACGCAUUAGAUGUUGAUCCUGUACUAAACAUGUUGGUGUUUGGGGAGAGCAUAUUAAAUGAUGCUAUUGCCAUAGUAUUAACCACAUCAGUAUUACAAUCAAAUGGACCAACUAUGAGCACAUCUGAAGCUAUAAUGACUGGAAUUAAACAGUUUUGUUUAAUGUUCUUUGCUUCAGCUGGCAUUGGAGUAAUAUUUGCAUUGAUAAGUGCCUUAUUGUUAAAAUAUGUAGACUUAAGAAAAACUCCUUCCUUGGAAUUUGCCAUGAUGUUAGUAUUUACUUAUGCGCCAUAUGUUUUAGCUGAAGGAAUUCAUUUGUCAGGAAUAAUGGCUAUAUUGUUCAAUGGAAUUGUUAUGUCUCAUUAUACACAUUUUAACUUAUCUACAGUUACACAAAUUACUAUGCAACAAACAAUGAGAACUUUAGCAUUUAUUGCUGAAACUUGUGUAUUUGCAUACUUGGGUCUUGCAUUAUUCAGUUUCAGGUUAAAUUUUCAACCAGCUUUAGUUAUCUGGAGUCUUGUUUUAUGUUUAAUUGGAAGAGCUUGUAAUAUUUUCCCAUUAGCAUAUUUGUGUAAUAAAUUCAGGGAGCAUCAAAUAACUAAACAUAUGAUGUUUAUUAUGUGGUUUAGUGGACUUCGAGGUGCUAUCUCGUAUGCAUUGUCACUUCAUUUAGAAUUUAGUGAUGAAACAAGGCAUGUGAUAAUAACUACUACUUUAGUUAUUGUAUUAGUCACUACCUUAAUAUUUGGUGGAUCUACAAUGCCUUUAAUGAAGAUUUUGAAAGAUUCCAAGGCUGGGAGAAAUACUCGUAGAAGAAGAAAAGAUAAAGCAAUUUCUUUAAGUAAAACUAAAGAAUGGGGACAAGCAAUUGAUUCAGAACAUUUGUCAGAAUUAACUGAAGAGGAAAUGGAAGUUAACUUUAUUCAGUCUAGAAUUAGCGGUUUUGCAAAAUUAGACAUCAAGUAUUUUAUACCAUUUUUUACUAGACGUUUUACUCAAGAAGAAUUGAAAGAUUGUAAAACACAAAUGACUGACCUUACUAACCAAUGGUACCAAGCUAUACGUAUAUCACCUACAGCAUCUGAAGAUGAUAAAAUAGCUUGUAAUGGACAGUCUCAAUCAUCAAGCCGUCAAUCUAGUUGACAGUUACCACAAUUACAAGUGGUCAGACCAAGUAAUGGAGGAGAAAAGCAGUUAUUGAUACAACGUCAAAACAACAAAAUGUAACAGUUUUAUUUUACAGGUAAAAAACUGUUAAGUGAUAUUUAGAGCUUGUCGGCUUUCAGUUUACCACAACCCUUGGCCAAAUAAAGUUAAUAAUUUAUGUACUUAAAUUAAAUCUUUUAAAAUAAAUCAUUAUAAUGCAUAAUGAAUUUCAUUGUAACUUAUAUAUAUAUUUAUAUAUUUUUAAAAGGAGAUUCAAAAUGUACUUUAAUUUUUACUAUAGAAGUCUGAGUUGGAAAUAUAUUAUUAAAAACUUAUAAAUGUUUUGAUAGUCAUUUAGAAUAUUUCGUAUGUAUUUGUUUAUUAUACAACACUACUGUAUUUCUUCAAAUGAAUAACAUUUUAUUAUCCUAUUUAUUUUUUAUUGAUAAAUUAUGAUUAGUUGUUAAGAUAUAUGACACAAGGUAGGUGCUAUAGAAUAUUUAAUUAAAUGCUUUAUUAUUUAAUGUUAUUUUCUUUUUUAAUCUUAUUAAUGUAUUAAAUACAUAUUAUGUAAAAUUAACAGCCAAUUGUACUGAGUGGAUUGUAUAUUAGUAUAAAUGUUUAUUGACGAGUUAUAAAAAGCUUUGAAUAUGAUUAGACUUACAAUUCAAAAUGCAGAAUAUUAAUAAUCAAGAUCCCUAUGCAAAAAUGCAUUACUAGAAUCGAAAAACUAAUAUUCUUAUCUCACUAUGAAAAUUAUUCAAUUUUUUUUCAUUUUAUUUUACAAUUUUGAAGAAUAUAAAUAUAAAUUAAUAUAAAUUUACAAAUUUUAAUA